Aspergillus calidoustus is the source of this 297-nucleotide messenger RNA. The record is from the annotation of a GenBank genome assembly. NCBI's taxonomy places the organism in Eukaryota, Fungi, Ascomycota, Eurotiomycetes, Eurotiales, Aspergillaceae.
AUGUCGGCCAUCCUGCCCAUCGCAACCUCUGCCCUCCACGCAGCCAAAACCCCUACCGCCACCCUCCUCCACGCAACGGCCUCCGCAGCCCAACAGACCCCGAAGCCCACCGCCAGCACCAAGAACCAACCAUGGAAAGCGUUCUGGCCACUCGACCCGGCCAAGUACACCGAGGUGCAGCGCCAGCAGAUGCCGUGGCUCACGUACAAGUAUGACCCGACACGGCCGAACGAGCGGCCGUGGCGCAAGUGGAUGCUGCAGAACCAGAGUACGGUUGUGAGAAGGGGGGCUUGGUAG